CAACGAGUGAACUUAUAAAAAUCAAUAAUCAUCCCCUUCGGCUCACAUGUUAGUCGUAAAGGAAACAUGAAAUCGUCAAGUACAGAGGAGAAAAAUUCAUUAUUCGAUGAAUUCUUUGUGACCUAACAGAUAGAAAUUCAUUGGAGGAUCAUUAAUUUUCGAAAAAUGGAACCUCAAGAAGAUUGUCGAACGAGACGAGUUGUUCGUCGUUAUCAAAAUGAAUCGUCACCACCAAAUACUUUAUCUGGGUCUAAAAGUCGAUCGACAGUUUGUAUCGCUGUUUAUUUAAUGUCAGAGGUCGUAUUGACGAUGGAUGUUGAAAAAAAUGCGACAGCUCAACAAAUUAUUAAUGUCAUUCAAUCUGAUAAUGAUUUGGGAUUAAUGAGAUCGCCAACGACUGUUGGUUCAUCAAUUUUUGCAGUUUGGCUUUGUUCCUCGCAAUUGGAGAUUCAAUUACAACCAACCCAUAGACCUUUGGAAUUGGCGGGAAAGUGGCGAAAAUUAGUGACUAAACAUGGAUCACAAAGUGGAAAAGAGGAUGAGGAGCCUGUUCUUUAUUUCAGGAGGAAUGUUUUUUUAUCAAGACACGACGAGGAACAAAUAAAGGAGCCGAAAAUUCUCGAGUUACUUUACGCAGAAGCCAGGCACAAUGUUUUGGAAGGUAGAUGUCCUUGUGAGGGUCAGGCAAGAUAUGCGAGUUUAGGAGCAUUGCAAGCACGCAUUGAACUUGGGCCUUAUAAUUCACAAACACACACAUUGGCCUUUUUCCGCAAGCACAGAGGAAGAUUUCUUCCCCAUCAUUAUAAUUCACCAAAUUUUUUACUUGGUCUUGGUUUUGGUUUGGGCCUCGUCGGUGGUAAAGGAGCACCUGAAGCAAGACUUUUGGAGCAGUACAAAAAAAUUCCCAAUCACACUGGAAUGAAUACAAAUCCACGUAAACUUAUGAGGAAAUAUUUGGAAUUUUGCUGGGGUUUGCCCAGCUAUGGUGCAGCAUUCUUUCAAGGGCAAAUCGAAUGUCCAGUGCGAGGUUUAGCUUCGUGGAUUACAAACAGAGAUCUUCCUGUAUUAAUUGCCAUAAAUACCAAUGGUGUUUACAUUGUCGAUGAUGCCCAAUGUAGCCUUCUACUAGGACUGAAAUAUUCCGAAUUAAGUUGGGAAAUGGCAAAACCCUCCGACGAAGGAAAUUCCGAUUGUUUGCCUUGCCUUUUCCUUCAAUUUUCCGUCAGGGAAAAUGGAACCCAAGUUUAUAAAAUUCUUCAAGUUUUCUCCAAACAGGCGAUUAUGAUGGACACUUUAAUAUCCGGAUUUAUUGAGGAAAAUCGAAAAAUGGAAUCGAAUGGCGAAAAUCUGAACCGCGUGCAAAAUGGAUUCCUUGUGCCGAACGUUGGAAGUUUUACAAAUAAAUUGAGCAAAUUCACUUUAGCGACUUUUGACGACGAAGGACGCUGCAUCGGACAAAUGGGUUCCUGGUCCUUUCAAUAAUGAUUGUAUAAAAAAAAAAUUCUUGAAAACAAACAUUUUUUGUAAAUAAAGAGAAAAAAAGAAGAUUACCAUUA
Leptopilina heterotoma is the source of this 1556-nucleotide messenger RNA. RefSeq names its product FERM domain-containing protein 8 (gene Bili). Gene Ontology annotation, biological process: negative regulation of canonical Wnt signaling pathway. The record is from RefSeq and is a predicted model, not a curated record. The coding region runs from base 166 to 1482 and encodes 438 amino acids. NCBI's taxonomy places the organism in Eukaryota, Metazoa, Arthropoda, Insecta, Hymenoptera, Figitidae. Gene Ontology annotation, cellular component: plasma membrane; cytoskeleton. The transcript is spliced from 7 exons.